AUGGAGGGGGAUGGUUUUAAGGAGAAGUUAUCAGACUCUGUGUUGAUUGAUGAGAAGCUUGAAGAGUACAGUGAUUGUGAUCAAACAUCAACCACUUCCCCUUCACCUGUUCAAGACAAAGUGGCAAACACUAGAUCCUUUAGAAGUAACUCUAUGAAAGUUAAUCAAGAUGAGUUCUUCAUUGAAGACUUCGAUGUUGGUCCAAUGUAUACCAUUGAUUUGUAUGACAUGACAUUUCGAGAAGACCCCUCAGAUUUUGACGAUAAUUUGCUAUAUGCAAUGCGUGACAGGACUAAGCAACUCAGAUCAUUCAAGAGAAAGAUAAUGGAUGCUAUAAAAUCGAAAAGAAGAAGAGAAAAGGAAUAUGAGCAGCUUGCUAUAUGGUUCGGAGAUGCAGACAUGGGUUGUGAUCUGGUAGACAACAAGGAACAUGCUACAACAUCUAUAGACUCCAAAAGCUCGCAGUCAAAUGUGCCAGUUGUAUCAGAAGAUUCUGAAUGGGAGCUUUUGUAA
Messenger RNA from Arabidopsis thaliana (thale cress), 513 nucleotides. Its product is annotated as mucin. Bases 1 to 513 code for a protein of 170 amino acids. The transcript is spliced from 2 exons. The record is from RefSeq and is marked reviewed. Lineage: Eukaryota; Viridiplantae; Streptophyta; Magnoliopsida; Brassicales; Brassicaceae.